Phalaenopsis equestris is the source of this 1706-nucleotide messenger RNA. Its product is annotated as F-box/LRR-repeat protein At4g29420. The record is from RefSeq and is a predicted model, not a curated record. The transcript is spliced from 2 exons. Bases 132 to 1505 code for a protein of 457 amino acids. Gene Ontology annotation, molecular function: protein binding. NCBI's taxonomy places the organism in Eukaryota, Viridiplantae, Streptophyta, Magnoliopsida, Asparagales, Orchidaceae.
UGUUGAGGGCUUGGAUAUUGAAAGCACAUCCCCAAACAAACUAGAAUAUCGACCCAAAAAAAAACAUGUAGGCCAGACUAGAGCGCCCCCCGCCCUCCUCCCCUUCCGACCAGGAGACUCCAAGCGGAGGUAUGGAGAACCUCCCUCUUCCCAUUCUUGUCGAGAUACUAAGUCGGCUUGGCGACUCCACCGACCUCGCUCGCUGCCGCCUCGCUUCCCGAACCCUGCGAUUCCUAUCCUGCGACGUCCGAUCCAUAUCCGUGGUUUGUUCCCGCGAACGCUUUCUCCGAUCUCGCGCUCCCGCGACGAGGGACUUCAUUAUCCCCUUCCGAACCCUCGUCCUCAAUCUGCUGUCCUUUUUGUCGGGAAGCGAGGGAGCCCUCCGCUCACUCUCUAUCUCCGCGGAGGUGCCCGAUGCCGCUGGUGCUGAUGAGGAGGAAGAUGAUGUUGGCUUUGAUGAUGCCGAUGAUCUCCACCUUACUUCUGCUGAUUUCCUCUCUCAGUGCCUCCCAUCGGUUGCAUUAGGGCUGACUUCCCUCUCCAUUGGGGACUAUUGGUGCCAGGCCUGCUGGCGGCCUUCGACAGCAUUGCAGGUUAUCUCGGAACAAUGUUGUAACCUGCUGAACUUAGAAAUGAAGAAUGCUUCUCUGUCAGUCGAUGGGCUUAAACCCAUGCCAAAACUGACCAACUUAAGGCUCGAAUUCAUUAGAUUAGAUGACGAAGACCUAGACAAAGUCAACGAGAGCUUUCCUUCCCUUAAAAUUCUCAAAUUAAUUGGGGUUGGAGGCCUAAGAAAGCCUACGAUUAGCCUUCCACAUCUAAGGAUAUGCCAUUGGACGGUUUCAAAUUUCCCAUUGUGUUUAGCCGUUCAUGCACCCAACUUAGUCGAGUUGAAAUUAGAAUGUGUUGAACCAAAAUAUCUUGUUCUUGAAGCCCCACUCCUAUCUCAAAUCAACCUUAAGAUCAAAAAACCAGGUGGACUCAUCAAAGUUCAUAGUUUUCCUUACUUGAACUCCAUCAAACUGAAAACAUCAGAUCUAAAAGGCAUCAAACGACUGUUUGAAGGGUGUAAAGCUGUCACGAAGUUGGAGCUUGAAGGAUUCCAAUCUUCCAAUGCCAAUGAAUCGUUCGGAAAAUUCACGGCACUCGACAUUGUCAGCACAUUUCCUAAUGUGGAUGAGCUUAAGUUAGGACCGGGGGCGUGGACUCAACUGGAAAAUUAUGUCAGCUCGUCAAUUUCUUCUCAGUGGAGGAAAUUGAAGAGGUUGAGCAUCAAACUGCCGCCAGUUGAUCUUGACAUAGAAUUGGUGUCGUCUGUGCUCAACUUUUGCAUGCCUUCUUGUGAAGUGGCAGUGCUUAUUCACAAAGAUUCUUCUGAUUCUAUCAAGAACAGAACUAUUGGAAGGUGCAGAAGCCAUUUCCCAAUUUUUAAGUGGAAGUGGGGAAUAUGGAAGGAAUCAUGUGUGGAUAACUUCAUGGAUUUGCAUUAUGAGAUAAAUUUUUGAGCUGGAGGUCUUUUAAUCGAACAGUACGUCAGCUUUACUUCUGUUAUUGCUGUUUUUUGUCUGAAGUAUAUAUAUUUGGCAAUUCGGCUUGCAAAUACGUUGUAGGUGGCAAAUCUGUUGAAGAAAAUGUUGAUGUAAAUAUUACAAAAAUGAUUGAAGGAUUCUUAAGACUCAUUUCUGUAUAGUUUCCGAUGCAUACAA